AUGGAAUCGUUAGUGGCGCAGUACAGCCAGCCGGCGCACCAGACCGAAGGCUAUGGUCAUGACGAACAGCAGGAGCUCAUGGAGGUCUCCCCGCCGCUGUCGUUGAAGUUCGCUCUUCCUCCCAUCGCCGCCCCCGCAUCAUGGCUCCGCGCCAUGACCGACGACCACUCCAACCCGAGCUGCCCCAUCAAGCUGGCUCACGGUACCACGACGCUGGCAUUCAGGUUCAAGGGCGGCAUUAUCGUUGCAACCGAUUCGAGAGCGACGGCCGGCAACUGGAUCGCCAGUCAAACGGUGAAGAAGGUCAUUGAGAUCAACAACUGCCUGCUGGGAACCAUGGCCGGUGGCGCCGCUGAUUGUCAAUACUGGCUCGCCUACCUCGGCAUGCAGUGCCGUCUCCACGAACUCAGGCACAAGCGCCGCAUCUCCGUCGCCGCCGCCUCCAAGAUUCUCGCGAACCUGGUCUACUCCUACAAGGGAAUGGGCCUGAGCAUGGGUACCAUGUGUGCUGGCGUGACGCCGCAAGAAGGCCCGGCUCUCUACUACAUCGACAGCGAUGGCACCCGUCUCGCCGGAAACCUCUUCUGUGUCGGCUCCGGCCAGACGUUCGCGUACGGUGUCCUGGAUGCGGAGUACAAGUACGAUCUCUCGGAUGAGGACGCGCUCGAGCUGGGUCGCCGCAGCAUCCUGGCGGCCACGCACAGGGACGCAUACUCGGGUGGUUUCAUCAACCUCUACCACGUCAAGGAGGACGGCUGGGUCAAGCACGGCUUCAACGACACGAACCCCAUCUUCUGGAAGACGAAGCUGGAGAAGGGCGAGUUCUCCAACGUCACGGCGGAUUUGGAGUAG
Messenger RNA from Lasiodiplodia theobromae, 852 nucleotides. RefSeq names its product Proteasome component pre2. Gene Ontology annotation, cellular component: proteasome core complex. Gene Ontology annotation, molecular function: threonine-type endopeptidase activity. The coding region runs from base 1 to 852 and encodes 283 amino acids. The record is from RefSeq and is a predicted model, not a curated record. NCBI's taxonomy places the organism in Eukaryota, Fungi, Ascomycota, Dothideomycetes, Botryosphaeriales, Botryosphaeriaceae. The transcript is spliced from 4 exons.